AUGGGACAUCGCUGUCUGAACGUGGACACUGUGGUUGCCGGGGACGACAGCCUGGACAGGAAGAAGCCGACAGCCAUCGAUGGGCGUCGCCAAACAAUGAGCUGCAACGCCGACCCGCGGCCAGCAGGGGGCACCAUGGAGCGGCGACACACCAUCUGUGGAGUGGACUGGAGGCCGUCACUGUCCAGGAGUACCAGGAGAAGAACCUGAGCGUGGACCGGGGGGGUGGAGGGGGGAGGAGGGGGAGGAGGGGGAGAGAGAGGAGGAGGAGGUAGUCUGGAGAGGAAGAGGGUGGGAGGCAGCUGGGAGAAGAGGCAGCAAACACGUAAACCUGGAGGCAGCUGGGAGAACCGCAGGGCGAGGCCCGUGAGCGGGAGCUGGGGGGUGGGGGGGGGAGGAGCUGGGAGCUGGGAGAGGAGGAUGGAGGAGGGGGGGGGAGGAGGGGGAGGAGGAGGGGGCAGCUGGGAGAGGAGAGGAGGAGGAGGAGGAGGAGGAGGAAGCUGGGAGCGACGACAGGCCUGCACAGGAAGCUGGGAGCGGGGGAAGAGCUACGGCAGCUGGGAGAGGAGGAACCACAACCCGCUGGAGCCCACGCCCCGCCCGGACGCCUACUGCAACCUGGUCAUCCUGGCUGUGGACAACCGGGACGCUGCAGAGGAAUACUGUUCUCUGAUCUGUCAGAUGUUCCAGAUCAUUUAUGGCCAUCAGACCAUUGAGUGUGUGGACAGGGCGGGGUUUCACCACACCAUGCCGGACCGCUAUUGGCUGCAGAGGAGUGACAGUUGUUUGAGCGACAGUUCGUUCAGUUAUGAUCCAGAGUUCAGCUGCUGCAGCUCCUAUGAUGGCUCCCAGGAAGCCUUCGAGCUGUACUACAGUGAGACGUACAGUGAGAGCUCCUCAGUGUCUCUGCACGAGUCUCGUCACAGUCUGACCUCAGCCAAUGAGCAAGGAGACAGUGACCCCGCCCUGCUGCUGAUGCACGAGUACAUGAUCACACUGAGAAACAAGCUGAGUGCAGUGGAGCUGCAGCAGUUUGCUGUGUUACUGAGAGAAUACAGACUGGGAUCAAACAUCCACCACUUCUGCUCCGAGCUGCUGCAGCUGUACGGAGACGACCACAAGUUCCUGCUGCUGGGCAUGCGUCCAUUCAUCCCAGACAAAGAUGUCGGAGUGUUCGAGAGUUUCCUGGAGAGCAUCGGGAUCCGAGAGGGCGGGAUUCUAACCGACAGCUUUGGACGCAUCAAACGCAGCAUGAGCAGCACAUCCGCCACGGCCAUGAGAGGGUACGACAACUCCUCUCACGCGUCAGGAUCUCAGGACUUCAACCGACGCAUCUCGGACAUCGCCCACGACAUCCAGGCGCUCGGCUUCCAGGACACACACGGAGACAUCGAGGAGGAGGACUACUACCUCUGAUGGAGGGACCCUGCCCAAGUGCCUCUGAGCAGCACCGACACGUCACACCACAUGAUUUCUCCUCAAUGUAAACGUCCUGAUGUCGGGGCCUUUUCUGAUGAUGUCACAGUAACUAAGUUAUUGAUCAGAACAAUAAAGUUUUCUUUGAUAGAUUCCACUGA
Molecule: messenger RNA, 1577 nt
Organism: Pleuronectes platessa (European plaice)
Lineage: Eukaryota; Metazoa; Chordata; Actinopteri; Pleuronectiformes; Pleuronectidae
Gene: ccm2l
Product: CCM2 like scaffold protein
Biological process (GO): heart morphogenesis
Source: RefSeq, a predicted model, not a curated record